GACUAUUACAAACAUAUUACAGAGACUCAUUUACAGACUCAUUUAUUGUGACCAUCACUUAAUCGCUAAUCAUGCGAACACGAAAUCUCAUUAUUAUUACGCGGGACCCGUCCGGUCAAUCGGUUUGCCUUGCCAACCGAGAGAUUCGCUGUUAUCAAUGCGUUCGGUACAGCUCAGACAAAUAAUUGAUCAGACUGUGUAGGUAAUUACAGAGGUUAUAAUAGGGCGCCGACCCUCGACAACGAACAUUACAUAUUGAUGCAGCACAGUUAUAUAUAUAUAUAGAGAGAGAAACAGAUGUAUAGAAUAUUUAUCACAAUAUCCGGCGAUUAUAAUUUAUAUAGAAAUAAAGGUUAUAGCGCUUUCAUCUUUUCGAAUCUUCAGUGCUUAAUGUUUACAUAACUACCACUAUGACGUGUAUGCCGUCAUAGUUAUAAAGGGAGGUAAUGUUAUAACGUUAUUAAAUAUAAUAGCCUGUUCAGUUCGGGUUCAAAUAACCUGAUGAAGUAUAUUGUUCUUUCGAUUUCUUAGUUGCGGGGUCACCUUCGGGUCGACUUUCGUAAUACUUGAUUCUGUUACAUCCGAUACCUCGGUCCUCCUGUUGGGUUGCCUCGAUCAGCCUAAAAAAUAGUUUCUUGAUCGUUGUCCAACAUACGUGGUAGCGUCUCUUAUUAUUAUGUAUAUGUUAUACUGGGUUGCUUCUGCUCUUUACAAAUUUGCGAUUUCCAGGUCUUUGGCCGUUCUUUGUGUGUAUUGAUAUGUCCUGUUACGAGGUUUCUCGCUGAAUGUUUUCCUUAAAAAAAAAUAUAUAUCGUUAAUAUCAGCUUUAUAGCUGAUGUCGCCUGCAAUAUUGUGGUCGCUUGAGAGGUUUCCAUUCUUGCUAUUUGAUCGCAGGCUAGUCAACUGUUAUGCUAGCCGUCGGUACAUAACCUUUAUAGGUCUAUUAGUGGCGUUCUCUUCCCGGCUCCUAUCAGCUUAUUAUCAUCGCAGUUGCACGGCGUGAGUUCUUUUACCAUCAAUGAACUGCAGAGAAGAUAAAGGUCUAUCCGAACCGUCUCAAAGCUAAACUCGACAGGCGUGAAGUCAACUAAGCAUGUUUUUUAAUCAGACGUGUGAUAUGUGCGUUGGAUGAAUUGUAGACAACACCGUAACAUAGCAAUAUGAUUAUGCUGGAUCCACAUUUUAUGGUUCACAAUCGCACGCUGGUUUGUGCGGAUUAGUUUCACUAUAAAAGCAGUCGAGGUAAAAUGCAAUUUUCGAAAUAUUUUUCUGUAUGACUAAUAUUACUUUGAUGCGCCAGACAUCGCAGCGAUGAAAUCUUUUGAAGGAGAUUUGUUGCAGCCAAAUCUUGCUCUAUGCAGCGCGGCUGUUCAUAUUAGCUCGGCUUGCAACGAUAUUCUAUUAAUUUUAUUUGCUAUGUAUUAUACGGGUCAGAACUAUUCGCGGUAACACGAGGUGCCAAUGUAUCUACGGUUGUCGUGCUACCUUAUUACCAUUAUACCGUAUUGUGCGGGUGAAACUGAACUGAUACAAGCUAUAACAGUUGUUAAUUAAUAGGAUUCUUAACUAUAGGUGGUCGGCGUCACGCGUCUGUUGUCCGUAUGCCUUUAUCUAUUAGACAUUAACUGUUAUUUUUAACAGGUAAGGCUGUUAGGCGUGGUCAGCAUCACGGGGGCUUUAGCAGUCGCAAACCAGUGUUCAUGAUUUUUAGCGGGAGAAAGCGGUUAGGUUCGUGUUGAUUGCAGUGGUGGUUAGAGUCGGUUGUAGGGUUAGGGUUAGGAUUAAAGUUAGAGUUAGGAUUAGGGUUAGGGUUAAGGUUAGGGUGAGGGUUAGAGUUAGCGUUAGAGUUGUAGAAAAGCGCAGGCUUCUUCAGAUAUUAUUUACAUUUAUAAUUUCCCAUGAUUCUAUAUGAGCUAGCGUGCGGCGUCGCCGUACGGCGUAGGCAACCAAUAUGAAUUACGCCAUAUCCGCCGGGUGUCACCCGCCACAAGCUACCUGCGUCAUUUAUUAGUCGAACGCAUCUAUGAUGCUAAACUCAAGCUAGAGACUCGGGUUCUUCCUCCCAACCGAGCAGUCCAGUUUUUCCCGCGCUCGUGAUAUUUUCUUUGUCUCCUACACCAUUCCUUUAAUCCUCCUUCCUCCCACCACCUUCACUUCGCCGAGCUACUUCGCGAUCAACGUCUUUAAGGUACGAGGUUACUUGUAUUCGGUUACGUGUUCGGUCGGUGUUUGUAGACAUCUGUUUAGUAUCGUAGAGUGUUUGUUUAGGCUGUUAAAGUGCAAACCACCUGUGACGCAUAUUCUGUGGUGUAAUAGAACGCACGGAGAGUAGCUUUUAUAAUACAGUGUUCAUGUUAUCCAUCGAUGUAACCCGACGCUACCCUUAAGGUGACUACCUUACACAGGCUGAGAGGAAGGCGCGGAGCUUUCUUAGAGAGUUAGGGUUAGAGUUAGGGUUAGGGUUAGGGUUAGGGUUAGGGUAUAAGGGUUAGGGUUAGGUUAGGCGGUUAACUGUGAGUAUCAAGCCAUCAGAAAUCUAUGCUCGGUAGGCGGCUCAGCGUCUGUUGUCCGCCGUAUGCCUUCAUCUGUUAGACCUUAACUGUUUUUUUUGGCAGGUGAGGCUGUUAGAGGUGGCCAGCAUCACCGGGACUUUUGCAAUCGCAAGCCAGUAUUCAUGACUUUUAGCGGGAGAAAGCGUUUAUGUUCGUUUUUAUUGUCAUCGUACAUGGCGACGAAGUGGCGGUUAACUGGUAAUGUAAUCGGUUGCAAGCCAGGACGCAAGCUAUAAGGGGGUUAAUGGUUAUAGUUUAAUUUUAAAUAAGUAGAUUUUUAACAUCUAUCUUAGAAUCAGUGCAGGUGAAUUAUACCACGUGAUACCAUAUACUACGUGAGCUAUGCCAGGUCCGAAUGAGCAACUUGAGCGGUUUCUUACCUCACAACGGAGCAAUGCACAAGCUUGUGAUUGAGCUGUCAAGGCAAAAGAACAGCCAACGACUACUUAUUAUCAAGCCACACACAGGUUCAAAACUUCCACCAGACAGAUAUUGUCUAUUUGCCUGCAACUAUAGGCAAAGGGGCAAAAGGGUUGGUCCCAGACUACAACUGGGUGUUCAAAGCAUGACACCAAGGUUAAACAUUUCACCUCAACAAGGUGGAGCAACUUUGAGAACGGUUUCUCAGGCUGUGAGUAAGGUCAGUAAGUUACCUGGAGCUUGUUUAUCUCUGGUAACAAAGACGCCGACAUCACCUAUUAUAACUAUAGUCUCAAGACCAUCAGUAACUACUUCAGCAUCCCCAGUUAGUAGUUCUGUCGCCAAGCUGGUUACAGCGACAACACCUGUGGCAACUUUACCUCCAAGCAAGUCAUCAAGUAUGAUAGCUAGCUUGGUAACGAGGGCUCUGAAGCGGAAACGAGAGGAAGACGAGGACUAUAAUAAUCCAUAAUCUGCACUGUCUGUGUUGCUCAUAAGCCUUGUAUUUAUAUGUUAUUAUUAUCUAGUGUGUUGCAAAUCUUUUGCGUUUCCAUUCUCUGCGUUGUAUUUUUGUUAUCUUCUCUUCCACUGUCUCGUCUUUUAAUGUCAUUGGGUGGGUCGUCAUCUACUGCAUUUUCUUGUGCGCUACCAUCUGGUCUAUGUUGUCUUCUAUUGUAUUGCCAUGUAUUUUUGCAUAAAAUUUAAUUUAAUCAUUAGCUUUCUCAGACUACCGUGCUCGUCUUACGGUAGUUUAUUGAGUUACCUUGAUCAUAAAAAAAUAUUGAUAUUGUAGAUGUAUUAGUUCACAUAGUUUAUCACAACCGAUCUAACAUGCCUAAUCGUGAAUAAAUAUAGGAGUUCUUGCAGUUAAA
Molecule: messenger RNA, 3844 nt
Organism: Priapulus caudatus
Lineage: Eukaryota; Metazoa; Priapulida; Priapulimorpha; Priapulimorphida; Priapulidae
Product: transcription initiation factor TFIID subunit 9B-like
Exons: 5
Coding region: 2908-3444 (178 amino acids)
Biological process (GO): DNA-templated transcription initiation
Source: RefSeq, a predicted model, not a curated record